UAAGCGCUCAUAUCGUACUCGCGAACUGUUUUGUUUUUGUUUUUCGCGAUACAGAAUACAGCAGUCGAAAAUAUUCACGAUUUGAAUGCGUCUUUACCAUACCAACAUCGUUGUAAAGUUCGCCUGAGGGACCAGAACCGUGCGGAGAAACUAGAAUUCGGCGGAAAGUUGAUAAAUAAUAUCGCAAACGCUCUUUGGAGAUAAGCCUUCGAACGGUGCACGGUUUUCGGUGGCACGAGUUGUUUUAACCAGCGUUGCGAGCCUUUUAGUGACACUGUUGUCUUCCGCACGAUGCCUUCGAAGAAGAAAAAGUAUAAUGCACGUUUUCCGGCGGGUCGCAUCAAAAAGAUAAUGCAAACGGACGAGGAGGUUGGAAAGGUGGCCCAGGCUGUUCCCGUGAUAAUCUCUAGGACAUUGGAACUGUUCGUGGAAUCGUUGCUGACGAAAACGCUGAAAAUCACCAACGCACGGAACGCUAAAACGCUCUCCACAUCUCACAUGAAGCAGUGCAUCAUAUCGGAGAGCCGGUUCGAUUUUUUGCGCGAUCUUGUCAAAAACAUCCCGGAUAUGGGCAUUAACGAGGAGCUUUCCGGAUCGGAAGCUGGCUACGGCAAUGAAGGAACCUCACCGGCAUCUACCUCGACCUCGUCAUCCUCCAUGUCGUACUCGAAUGGAGCGGCAGCGGCAGCAGCCGCCGCUGCAUCGACCACAAUUGGCAGUCACCUGCCGUACGAAAUGCAUCCAGUAUCGCUGCAACGUUCCGAAUCGUACUCGCCGGCAACGGUAUCCUUCUCGCUGCUACCACACCACAGUCAGUCACACGGCAAACGAGGCCUCAGUCAGGGUGGAAGUUUAAAUUUCUACAAAGAGAUACCGCUCGAAGAGACGGGGAGUCCGCCGCCGCCGAAACUGAACCGCCUUAAUUCAGCCCCGGCCGGCGGUGCACCGACAGCUUUGCCAUUUAAAAUCGACAUCCUACCAAACCUCCCGACAGUGGCCGGCAUGGUCACGUCCCCUGCCGUAUCGAGCCCGACCGUCAAAAGUACGACCCAAACGUCCGGUGCCAUAACGCCACAGAUAACGUACAACUUCGAACGACUCGCAGCAGCACCGUCGACGAUGGUCCCAUCGACGGUUGCGUCCCUCGAACCAGUCAUAAAGCUGGACUAUUCUAACCUAAGAUUGCCGGCGACGAGCGCGUCCCCGCAUGGGAGCUCUCGACGGUCGGCGACAACGCAACCCACGAUCAAAAUUGAUCUCAGCAGCUUAGCAACCGGCGGCCCUCCGACCGGCGACGGUGGGACACCGAAGAAACUUACGGAGGCUGGAGGUGGAAUGAGUAAACAUUAUGCAUCACCCACCACCAGCUCCGCAGCGAUCAGCCCAAUAGCUGUCCAAAGCCCGGUGGCAGCGGCACCACCGCUCUUCGCAACCCUAUCCUCUACCAUCCCAGGAAUGGAUGAGGAUUACGACGAUAUUUAACUUACCAGCUGGCGCAUGAACGAUGCGUCGUUGUAGUUGCAUUUACUAUGUCUUGUUUUUUUCCUUCCUUUUUUGUUUGCUUCUUCUCUCUGAUGCACUAACCCCUCGGUUUACAACGAUUGGAUGUUGAAUGUCGCUGAAAGAAUAAAGCGUUACUGGCGUUACGCAGUAUAGCAAACAGCCACCUCACGAUCACAAGUGGAAACAAAAACCACUGUUGCUUUGAUGUGAUGAUUGUAAAUAGUACAUUUUGUGUGUUCAAAAGUCAAGCAAAUGGUUAACAAAGUCCUUUUACGCGUGACCUUUCCGCACCACCCCCUUUGGAUCCUCCGCACAGCCUACUAGCGCGUAGACUGUUCCACACGUGUACCAGUGUGUAAACGGAUCAGAACGGAAGAAGGAUACGAUGUAUGUUUUACCAAAACAAUUAAUAGGUUUCAGUCAGGAAAAAGGAUACAGAACACGUACCGCUAAACCGAAAACACCCUGUAACACCGAACGGCCACGUUGGACACGUGGACACAGAUUUACGUGGCAUCCCCCUCGUGGUACGCGGUUACGUUUCCUUUACUCAAUUUUGUUGCCUUUAGACAACACAACAACACACACACACAUAACAGUAAACUGUGAAAAAAUGAUUGUAUUAAAGCGUAAA
Molecule: messenger RNA, 2137 nt
Organism: Anopheles moucheti
Lineage: Eukaryota; Metazoa; Arthropoda; Insecta; Diptera; Culicidae
Gene: NC2alpha
Exons: 3
Coding region: 292-1482 (396 amino acids)
Biological process (GO): positive regulation of transcription by RNA polymerase II; transcription by RNA polymerase II; negative regulation of transcription by RNA polymerase II
Cellular component (GO): negative cofactor 2 complex; nucleus
Molecular function (GO): transcription coactivator activity; protein heterodimerization activity; core promoter sequence-specific DNA binding
Source: RefSeq, a predicted model, not a curated record